AACAAGGAUCGAAGAAGUGGAAAGAGGGGGACAGAUGAAGAGAGAGGGAGAAAAGAAAUUGAAACAGAAAAGAAAAGCAUAUCAACAACAGAGGUCUGUGCUUUUUACGUACCAACUGUAAUUGAAAAGAAACAACAAUGAAUUGGUUAGUUUGAAUGUACAAAAGGGAACUUAACCUUUAAUUAUGUUGUCACGAAAUUCAAUGAAUGAAGAGUGCAAUGAAGAAUAUAUCGAAGAUUCUGAGAUACUUAAUCAGAGUCGUUCCUAUAACGUAUUAAAAGCUGAAUACGAAAAAUGCAGACAAGAAAAUCAUGAUCUAAAACGAAAACUUCGAGUAAACGAAGCAAUGCUACGAGAGGUUCAUGAGGCAAAUGAAAUACUUGAACGUUCUCAUGAUCAACGAAUUUCCGAAAAAAAACAAUAUAUUUUAAAAGUCGAUGAAAAACAUCGCACUCUCGCGAAAGAGUAUGAAAACACAAUUUUGAAUCUAGAAACGAAAUUAGAGCAACAAGCGGAAGAAAUUGAAAAAUUACGACAAUGUGCUGAUCAACGUAUAAAGACGGAAUGCGAAGCUGUUAUCGUAGAUCAAUUCGAAAAUCUUUCUUUCGAAACAGACAACAUCUCCUUAAAAAAACGCGUCGAUGAACUUUUAUCGAUACUACAGGAAGAAAGGAAGAAAUAUGAAUACGCGGAAGAGUCGAUCGCUGAAUUAAAAUCUCGAUGCGACCAUUAUGAACAUUAUACUCGAAGUAUCAAAGAACAACUAGCGGAGAAAGAUCAAACUUUGGAAGAAAUUCGCGCAGAGCUUUCUUUGAAACGUACAGAGCUGGAAUCACUUCAAAUGGAUCCUACAUGUAAAUCACACAAAGGCAAUUCAAUAUUUGCUGAAGUUGAAGAUCGUCGGCAGAAUGUAAUGAAUAAAAUGAAUGUAUUACGUGAAAAGUAUAUGGAACUCAAACGCAUAUGUAAAUCACAAAUUAUGGAAAUCAAAAAACUGAGAACAGAACGUGUUGCAACACUUAGGAAGUUGGAUAAUGACGCAGAUCAUACAUUUACAGAAAAUGAAGAAUUAGUUAAGAAAUACAAAAGUAGAAUAUCAGAUCUUGAAAACAAAUUGAAGAUUGAAAUUAAGAAAAAUAGUAAUUCAAAACAAUUGAAUUGUAACGAUACAUCUUUUAGGUAUUUUCAAUCUCUGGUAGAUACUCAGAAAAAAGAAAUGGAAGAACUUCGUAUAAAAGUUGAAGAUCUUUCUACAAAACUUCUGAUGCAAGAAGAAACAAAAAUGAACAUUACUAAACAAUUACAUUAUUGGCGUUACAAAGCUUCAUCUUUGGAGGUUCAAAUGUACGCUAUGCAAGCAGAAUUGAGAUUAGAUCUUAUGAAUGAUGCAGAACAUGGAAUUUCAAAUGUACCCAAAGAUCUCACACAUAGGGCAGAACAUGAAGUUUCAAAUGUACUCAAAGAUCUCACACAUAAGUAUAAUACUGGUGCAACAAUUGACGAAAAACAAUCGACUUCUAACCAAAGAAUAAAAGGUUCUGCUCAUGCACUUCCAUUAAAUUAUUCUCUUGAAAUUGAGCAUACUGGUUGUUCAAUUGAGAAUCCAGAAGAAUAUAAAACCCACAAACAAUUAACAGACAAAGAAAAUAGCAACAGUACUAGCAGUGAUGUAAAAGUCAAGAUUAUUACACCAAAAAAAUCAUGCAAAUUUGAACAUAACCAAAGUACUAAUAACGAUGAGAACAAACCUUUCCACUCUGUGGAGAAUACAGCCAUUAAGAAGAGUAAGGUCUCACCAAGCACAACAGAACAUGAAUAUCCUGUUGUUUACAUACCAACUAAUUUCAAUGAUUAAUAAAAAUUUGUUAUAUAACAUGCAUACCCGAUAUAGAGAAAUAUUUUUUAAUUUUUAUAUACAAGUGACAAUAAACGUAAUAAAGCAGCUAUUAUCUUA
Bombus terrestris (buff-tailed bumblebee) is the source of this 1954-nucleotide messenger RNA. It is a transcript of the gene Spindly, whose product is annotated as protein Spindly. Lineage: Eukaryota; Metazoa; Arthropoda; Insecta; Hymenoptera; Apidae. The coding region runs from base 185 to 1855 and encodes 556 amino acids. The record is from RefSeq and is a predicted model, not a curated record. The transcript has 7 exons.